Beta vulgaris subsp. vulgaris (sugar beet) is the source of this 483-nucleotide messenger RNA. RefSeq lists its product as uncharacterized. The coding region runs from base 1 to 483 and encodes 160 amino acids. The transcript has a single exon. The record is from RefSeq and is a predicted model, not a curated record. Lineage: Eukaryota; Viridiplantae; Streptophyta; Magnoliopsida; Caryophyllales; Amaranthaceae.
AUGCGGUUUUGGUCCGUAUCAGGUGGGGUUUUUCCACUAGUGGUAGUACCUAAGGGUGUUGGUUACGUGAACAAAGUGAUAGGGGGUCAAAAGGAGGAAAGCAAAGUUGAGGGGAUUCUGGUGGUGAGAGAAUUUCCUGAUGUAUUUCCAGAAAAUUUACCGGGGUUCCCACCACAUAGAGUGGUCGAUUUUCAUUUAGAUUUGGUGCCAAGGGCUACGCCGAUAUCCAGAGCUCCUUAUGUAAUGGCUCUUGUAGAAAUGGCCGAGUUGAAAAAGCAAUUAGAGGAGUUGUUGCAAAAAGGUUAUAUUCAACCUAGUGUGUCUCCAUGGGGUGCACCAGUGUUGUUUGUACCUUUGCUCGAUCGGUUCGUGGUGAUCUUUAUAAACGACAUAUUGGUGUAUUCCAAAGAUCGCAAAGAGCAUGAAGAACAUUUAAGAGAAGUUUUAGGAAUAUUACGAAGAGAGAAACUCUACGCAAAGUAG